Molecule: messenger RNA, 8829 nt
Organism: Pomacea canaliculata
Lineage: Eukaryota; Metazoa; Mollusca; Gastropoda; Architaenioglossa; Ampullariidae
Exons: 12
Coding region: 1217-4219 (1000 amino acids)
Source: RefSeq, a predicted model, not a curated record
GCUUUGGAUGGCAGACAUUAUCGGCACGAACUGCGAGGUCGCCACAGACUCCUCGGGGUCACGCCGCGAAACGCACGUGUUGGAGGCUGGCGCAUCAGCAAACCCUGCCGCAGUGGUGAGACAGGGAACGCAGUGCAAGCAGAUGCUCAGGCGGAGCCAGAGUUUGCCAACGUUCACGGCCAGAUUACCAGAAUACAUACCUUGCUACAUGUCGUCAGGGUUUCUUGAGAGGGCCGGUUGAAAAGUUCAAGUGCGCUGAAAAAGUCAUCUUCGAAGUUUAGCCAGGUCCGCCCAACUGGAAGGCAGCUUCACCUCGCACGAUUACCUGAAGACGAGGCGUUUUGCCCUUAUCAACACGUGGAUCUCCUCUGCGCAUGCCCCGCUGUACAGGAGAGCAACUUCGGCUGGACACUUAUUCAUGUUAGUUGGUGCCCAGUAAGUGGCUUCAUGAGAAUAAGAGCAGGGAAAAAAAAAAAAAGCCAAAGCUCAUUGUGCUGACGAUAACGAACCAUUGUGAGGGUGAUUUCGCCAUGCUCAGUACAAGGUUUGACAGCUGCCUCCACGAUGUUUAGACUGGAGAUGUUUAUUAGCGAGGGCCAUGUGGCCAGCAUCUUUUUGUCGAAGGAGAUGCAUGCAUUUGAAGAGGAAAACAACACUUUCGGAUCUCUUGUUUCUUUAAGGGAUAUACACAUCAUCGUUCAGCGCUGCACGAAUUCCAGUUCAUGUCAUAAUUCAACCUGUGUUGCAGCGAUGACUAUAUUCUUCGGAUAAAUGAAGAUGACAGUAUCGAUGUCUAGAAGGUUAGCUUCAGUCCGGAACCUUUGAUCAGGGUUUAGCAGAACUGGUAAGGGCUGACGACAUCGUUGCUGCUUCUGGCACGUGAGGGUACCUCCACAGACUGCGACUGCUGGUGCUGGUUUGAGUAAGACCCCGCUUUACUCCCUGCGGAAUUUUCUUCACUUUGUUUCUUGACAAAAGCGUGUUGGAUACCGGCAGCACCGUAUGUGGGUCAUGCAGCAUCCUGGUCACAAGGAGUCCGUCACCGAAGGGACAAGAGAGUCGGUGGACGUCCAAGACACCACAAAAGAGGCUUUUGACGGAAGCCGCGAGACUUCAUGCAUAACUGUCGGCCACUUGGCUUACUGAGCACGGGCAAUGGGCGCAUCCCACGAGCGACUUGUAAGGCCGUGAGGACUAGCCACCGUGCCACGGGAACAUGUACGAGCCGGUGUAUCAUGGCUACAGUGCCCGCCCUGCGGGCCGCCUGCCCUCCAUCCACGCCAUCGGCAAAGCCAAGCCGGUGGACGAAGAGGAGCCGCCAGACGUGCCGUGCCAUAUGUACGGCUACGAGAUGGAGAUGGACCAGUCCUUCUCCUCCGUGGAGAGUGUCUUCGACCCCAGCGACGCCGAGGACGCAUGCAAGCUGCUGCGCAAGGCGUUCCAUCUGUUGGGCCCUGGCCGCCACGCCUGUAAGCGCAAUCCGGACCACGGAGGCAGCCACUUCGUACACUGCCGGCGCGGCGUCAAGCUGGGCGGCUACUACAGUCAGCUGCGGCGCUUGCUGGAGGAGCGGGCAGGGCUGGAGCUGCUGCGGGACUGCCUGUACCGCGUGCGCAGCGCACAACUCUUCGUGGAGGAGCUGGAGGCCUUGCUGAGCGCUGAGUACCGCACCGCCUACGCCAUCCGCCACGGCUGCCUGCUGGACGCGCCAGUCAGCAAGCUGUACUGCCUCAACGCCCUUUGCGAGGACCUGCGUGUGCACGCCGGCCACUGGAACUCUGUCAAGCAACGCAUCAACACCGGCCGCUGGGCGCAGCCCUUGCUCGGCUUCUUCUGUCGCGAGCUGGCUGCGGUCCGGCGUACCCUGGGGGCGCUGUGCGACCGCGCUAUCUUCCUGAUGGACCGCCUGGUCCACGUGGGCUUCGAGGUGCUCGCGCACUGCGCCCUGGACGCCCUGACUGCCGACGUCCUGUGGAACAUCACACGAGGCCUGGAGGAUUUCAACACCAUCGUAGUCAGCUUCCGUGCGCACGUGGUCGCGGAGGGCGUGUACUCACCGCAGUCGUCACUCGCCGCCCGUCACCUGCCGUCUCUCUACCUCCACCCUGCCUUGGCCAACUCCGGCAGGCGGUUGAGUGACGGUAUCCGCGCCGUGCCCUUCCACAAGGUGCUGGGCAUCUUGGCCAACGAGCGCUCCCGCUACGCUGCGCUGCUGACGCACCGCUUCUUCACCGCCAGCGAUGCUUUUCUGGCCGCCCUCCGCACAGCCACUCACCUGCCGCCUUUCGAGUGGGAGGACGACCCCGUGUCCAGUGUCAGCGGCGUGCACUUACACUCGCGUUUCUUGUCGUCGCCCCCGCCGGUGGCAGCAGGUGAAGCAGUGGGCGGCAGCCAGGCCAGCUUGAACCUUGCCUUACUCCAUGUGGGCUCGGUGCGCGUGCCGGACUUGUCGGGAUUACCCUCGCCCCUGGUGGAGUUCUCGCAGAAGGAGCAACAGUUCGCGGACAACUUCCUGCAAAUCGUGUGCAACUCGACCUCCCUCCUCCGCAAGAAUGACGCCACCAGCAACAAUAACUCGCAUCACAACCACCACCACGGCCGGUCUAAGGCCAAGGCUAGGACGGACUUUAAAGUGCCCCUGAGCCCCGUGGUGUCGCGGCCGCCUAAAGCGCAAGGCGAGACGCCCGUGCUGUCCCGCUCGGACUCUCGGCGCAAGACGGUGUCGUGGGGCGACAACGCUGACACGUCAAUCCGCACGCAGGUGGUGGCCACCUACAUGGACACGCUGUGGCAGCACUUCGGCCGCAACCUGGACCUCUUCCUAGACGAGCCGGCAUGGACCAACCGGGUGGGACUAUUGCGCUCCGAGCUAGGCUCCAUCUUCCUGCAACGGGACACGGUCUGCGCCAUGCUGCGCCACAUGGUGGAGCACAUCUGCGUCAAAGACAUAUUUCCUUCUGGAUCCAUAUCGCCGCUUCUUGGGGUUGUGGUGAGACUGCAUGCUUUGUCUGCCUUCGCGGCAUGGGAUUCGAACAUGACUGCUGCCAGCAGCAGUCAGCAGACAGACAAGUGUAUUCCAUGCCAUGCUGGAGAGAACCAGUACAGCACACGAUCUGGCCAGCUGCUGCGAGAGGCCUACCGCCCACUCCUGACUUUGCUGCUGGAGAUGUGCCGCAACAUGAGACAAGUGCACGCAGAGUCAGCAGACCUGAUGCCCCCUUAUGACCUCGACUUAAGCCUGGUGUCCAGUGUGGUGGCCCGGGUGCUAGUUACCUGCCAGGCUGCUUAUGCAUGGUUGGCCAGCAAGCUGCAUCACUUUCUGUCAUCAUGGAAUGUGAAAAUGUACAUCUUCUUUGCCUGCACAGAUGUGAAAAUUUUGGCUGACUGUAGCCGCAGGGCAACACAUCUGCUGCAGACAUUGGUCAGCAACCAAGCAACCUCCAGUUCUUCCCUUUUGGACCAGCUUGUCUUAGCCCACUUGAAUGAAACCUUGCAGCAGAUCAGUUCUGUCAGCACACAGAUACAGGGACUGGAAGAGUCAGCAGUGAAGCUUUUUGCCGAGAAGUUUAACCAGCGUUGUAGCUCAUUUUUCCAAGAUGUCCUGCCUCCUGCCAAGUACUGGCGUCGCAAAGUACCUCCAGAGUUUCCUGAGGAUGCCAGCAGCUAUGUGCUCCAGGUAUGGGAGAAUGUGCUACAGCCAGUGAUGGAAGGCAUCAGCAAGCUACCUGUUGUCUUACAGCUUACUGUACUGACAGCUGCCAUAACUGCACUGUCUGGAGCAUGGACUUCCUUAUUUCUGAAGGACAAGAUAAAGUUUAGCUUAUAUGGUGCACAGCAGUUAGGAGUAGACUUUGACCACCUACGAACAAGUCUCAGCAAUGCAUUAACCUUACCAGAAGCAAGAAGAGGAUUGCUGGAGCUCUCUGUUUUCAGGCAAAUGAAUGGAAUUGUGCAGCUUCUAAAAAGACAGCCACUACGCAGACCCAGCAGCAGGUUUCGAGACUGCUCAACUGAAGAUCUCUCUUGUGAAUCAGGGGAGGUAAAUGCCAGUCCAAGUGCCAGUCGCUCAGAGUUACCUGCUAAUAUGGAAGAGGUUCAAGAGUCAAAUGAUGUUUGUUUCGUCACUAACAUGGAUGACUGGCUAGCCCUACGCGUGAUUGGUGGAUCACGUUCUUGGCGGUUCCCUUCCUGUUUUGGGACCAGUGCAGGACAACGAUGAACACACAAACUUGGUUUGGACAAGAUUUUUACUAAGGGGUUCAAUGAUUGUGAUCCACUUGAUGCCAAAGUGGACAUUGUUCUUCAGAAAUAUUUUUCAUGAAAUCUCCAUGUCGGAAAGUGUCAUUUGGAAUUUCGUGGGAAAAUGAACCUGGAUGGCAUUCAUGUUCUUAUUGUUAGUCUCUGCUGUUUCUUCAUCUGAAGCAAUACAAGAAGGUUAAUUUUCUUUUCAAUGAAUCCAAUUAAAAAAAUAGAUUUCAUUGGGGUGCUUAUAUAAAAUGUCUUGAGAGACAAGAACACGAGGAAAACUGUGUAAAGCAAAAGUUAAAGCCCUGAUAUUGGAUAAUCAUCUAAGAAAGCUGUUUGUUAAUUAUAUUACCAUGUUAUUUCUUCCUGUACUUUCUGGGGAGAAAAUUUCUCAAACCUUUUAUUUAUCAUCAUUCUGAAAUGAAUGUAGAAAUAUAGAAUUUCAGAAAUUAAGUUUUUAUUGUUUACUGUGGUGACCUCAACUUUAUGAACACCUGUGUUCAUUCCAUUUUUUUCCUUUGGUUUCCAGAGACUACUUCCACAUAUUUCCAUCUUCUUUUGCAUACAUUACAGAAAUUUAUUUUUCAGACUCUUUAAAUUGCCACUCUUUAAAUUGAAAAAUCUCAAGUGGCUGAUUAAGAAUAUUGAUCUUCCUUUUUACAGCCUUCUCUAUUUUUUAAGUCAGAUAAAAUGCUGCCAUACCACAAUAUCGCUACCAAGCAUUCUCUUGCUGGCAUUGCUGCAUCUCUUUUCACAAGAAAUGACAAUGAAGCGAGUGGGAUAGAUCUGUGAUGUUGCAAUAUUUCUGUACUAUUUUGUAUAUACGUUUCUCAUUUCAUAAACACUACAGUCACAUUCUCACAAAAUAUGCAGAAGCUAAGACAACAGUCAAAAGUAUUGAUGAAUGUGAAUUUAAUAACCAUAUUCACUUAUCAUAAUGCAUCACAAUGGCUAUAAUGAUCAGUCUUUUUUAUUCUUUUACACUUUCUAUGGAAAUUAUGUAUAAUGUAUAUAUGUAUGCAAUUACACAUAUUUAUUUGCUUCUUGCCAUUUAUCUCCACAUUGUUACUGGGAUUGAUCAGGGGUUGUCUGCCUCCUCUGCAGCAUCAUUUAUUAUCUAGUUUUAAACUUUCUCAUCAGUCUGUAAUGUUUGCCUAUCAUUUAGGAUACUAUAUGGUGUGUCUAUUUGUGUAUGUUAUCCAAACCUCAUGUGUCUGGGUUUCUGUUUACCAGACUAUCAGCAUUCAUCCUGCAGUUUUUAUUUCAUGUGACAGAUUUUCUGUGUACUCAAUUCAUGUUUCAUAUAAAAGUAAAUUCAUUGGUAACUGAACCAAGUCAAGAUUCUGUAGUGUGCUUUCAUGCUUUAUAUAGACUCAUGUGACUGGCAGAAUUUUUUUCACAUUUGUUCUUUAUCUUUCUUUACAAGAUAUUAAGAUUCUUUAAUCAAAGAUCUCAUUAAUCAUUAUGUCUGAAUUUGUGCCUAAUGUUAGUGGGCUUAUUUUCUUAUCUUUAAGCAUAGCUAACUCUUCAUUAAGCUGUAACUCAAGAGAUCCUUAUUACUGCUAAGCAAGUGAGGAUCUUAACAAGAAAUUAUCUAUAAGACUUAAAAAUUUGACAAUAAGCAUUUCAGGUACACUGAGUCAUCAAAGGUUUAAUCCAGACAGUAUGUGUCAAGCUUCUACCAACAUUAUACUUUACAUACUUUGUUCACUCCAGGCAUCCUCUUUGUGAGUAAAUUCUUUUGUCUGACCUUGUCUACUAGUCAAAGAGACUUAUUAGUUUAUGGCAAUUUUAGUGUACAGUGAGUGUUAAGAUAGGUAGAGGAAGGAGAUUCUUUGAAGCCAUUGUGUAGGAUUUUUUGAAUAACACCAGCCCUCCUGGUCCCCUAAAGCUGGCCAUUAUCCAACUACCAAUAGGUAGCAGCCUUAUUGCAGUUUAAAAAAUUCAGUGGGUUAUUUCUGUGUAUGCUUUGACAGGCCAUGGUCAGUAUCUUGCAUCUCCAGAUCACUGACCACAAAUCAUAACACAUUGCUUUUGUGAGUCAGUUUGUACAUAAAGCAAACAAAAUCAAAAUGUCUGAAUGGAACAGUACCAAACUUUUUCAGUUUUGCAACUGAGAAAAAGCCAUAAUGUAAACUAAAAUCAAACAUUUCACCAAGCCCAGAACUCAAGGAAGCUAUUGUUAUCAAUUGUCUUCAUAAACUUUGCACAGAUAAAAUAAUUGUAUUAAGCAUAUAUUUGAAGUAUUGACUGUAUUAUUGCACGCAGGAUUUGAUGAUCCACACCACUGUUGGAAAAGAUUAGCAAAAGAUUUCUGCUUUUGUUCCUUUUCUAAGAUGGUGUCUGUAAACUUAUUAUGUUAAAAAAUGUCAGUUAAAAACAGUUCUUGCCUCAGAAGGCAAUGUAUGUAUGGUCUUCAACAAUAGAAGCAUUGUUGUCUUCAAGAUGUGUAAACAAAGCACUUUUUUGUCAUCUGCUUAUGGGGAAGAGAAUUCCAUGAAAGGCUUGAUGUGAAAUUAAUAUUUUCUUGGCUUACAAUGAGUUGGAUAUUGAGGUCUAGUUACAGAUGACACCAAUGACUUUCAAAAUUUUCUUCUUCAGAGAUUUUGUAGAAUGCUCUUUUUGAAUAUUUGCCCAAAAUCAAUUCAUGAGGCAGUUUUUGUCCCAGAUGUGAUGAGUCCAAGAGGAUACUUUUUUGUCUCAGAGCUGCAACUUGUAAGAUGUAGUUGAUGAUCUAUUGUGAUCGUAAUUUAAAUUGUGAGAUAUAGUACUUGCAUUUCACCUUUUAGCUAAUUUACUCAUUGACAGAAGGAACCUUUUCUCCCCAUUAUAUCUUUGCGGCAGGCAUAUUUUCACACUGUGGCUGUGAUAAAUAUAUAGAUCCAUCUGAAGAUAUUAGUGAAAAAGACAUGUAACUUUAUGCAUGUACUGCCAGAUCUGUUGUUGAAAGUAGAUUGAUGGAAGUUUUUUUAAAAGGCUUACCAAGGGAAGAAAUCUCCAGAUUUUGACAUCUUAAAAUUAACACAAUGCAAUAUGUUCAGAAAUCCAUGAUAGAAAAUUAUCAAAGGAAGGUAACGAUCUUGUUUAAUCUCUCUAUAUAUAUUUAUCAUAUUAUCAAGAAAGGGAUUGAUUUUCGUCCUCAUUUUGAUUUUGAAAUGGUUUUUACCCUUGACAAAUGCUGUCAUUUCUUCAAUAGAUAUGUAUUUAUCAAUGUCCUAUCUUUUGAUGUCUACCAGUAUUCUUUUUCAUGUUUUAUUUAAUACAUCAUUUCAAAAUAACAGGAUGCAUAUGUUAAUUUUAAGCGUUCAAAAUUUUAUGAUGUACAUCAAAAUAUGCAUGUCAUUUUAUGUACAAAGAAGAUAAUGAUCUUGUUUUGCCUGUUUGCCAGCUGUGUUCAGAGUUCACAGUGCACUUGUAAGUCACAUAUGUGAAGCUAAGGAGGCGAAUGAUGCCAUUGUAUUAUACAGCUAAUUGUGUCAGUUCCUUAUUUCGCUGAUUGUAUUUAUUCUUAAUUCAGCUGGUCACAUUAGAUUUGUUUUAUCAUCUCCCUCUUUCAUUUUUAGUGAGCAUUAUCAACACACUGGCUCCAGACAGCUAUUGACUGUAGUUAACAUGUGGUCACUGUUCAUUCAGUAGCACUCAGCAUUAUACAAUAAAAAUCUCGGGUAGAGCAUCUUAAUUUUGAUCCUAAAUUUGCUGAAGAUUUGAUGGAAAAAAAUCUGCCACAUUAUUGUUUCACUCUGUAAACUUGUGUGCUUCAUUUAAAUGGUUUUAUUUAUGGAUGCACCAAGUACUGUCAAAGCUUUUUAGCAUUUUCAACCACUUUUGGUCUGUGCAUUAGUUCUUCGAUAGCUGUGCUUGAUGAUACUUGUGGAGCUAAUGCUUGGCAGGGUAUGUUUCUUUAAGCAUGGCCUAUGUAAAAGUUUUGUAAUGCAAAAUGUGUGUGCACACACAUGAAUGCACCUGAUAUUUAAGCUUUACAUAUUUUUCAUCCUUGCCUUUAAUGAACAAAAGAUGCUGAACUAUUGUAACUAUCAAUGUGAGUAGUAACCUUUAUGCUAACUUUGGCUGGAGUCUGGAUAGUUAUGUGUAUCUGUGCCUGUGGAAAAAUUUUGCUGGGAUGUCAUGCAUUUUUGUGCUCUACUACAACAGGUAACAGUUUGAUGAGUGAUAUCGUCAUCUUUUUGUAAUGUAUAGUGUAAUUGCAUAAAUACAGAAUGUGCUAGUGAGAGAAGAAUGAGAGUGAAGAGGGAAAACAUGUGUAUCCACAAGUUUGCGAACAUUCAUAUGCAAGUUUAUACAAAAAUGAAACUGAGUAUCACAAGUUAUGAUGUGAUGCAAAUUGUGUGCAUGCGUGCUCCUUUGUAUAAGAAUCAUGUAUUAAGGCAUACUUCCUUAAUGUCAUCUUCCACUGUUAACAUCCUGGACCUCAAUGGUUUCUUGUGGCAUGUAUUAAGCAAGUUAAAUGAUGGAUACGCAUUUCUGUUGCAUGAUUUUUACUGUUGUCAUGUUGUGCUCCUUCCACAUCAGCAAUUGUUACCACGAUUUAGAUGUAAAUGAAAAAUAAACCUUUUCCCAAAGAUU